This is a messenger RNA of Lutzomyia longipalpis, 4303 nucleotides long. RefSeq names its product bestrophin-2-like. The transcript has a single exon. The record is from RefSeq and is a predicted model, not a curated record. Gene Ontology annotation, molecular function: chloride channel activity. Lineage: Eukaryota; Metazoa; Arthropoda; Insecta; Diptera; Psychodidae. The coding region runs from base 810 to 1655 and encodes 281 amino acids.
AGCUUUUUAUUUAUAUUUUGCCGUUGAAUUUAAUUUUUUGAUGAAAUCAAAGUAAUUCACGAAAUCGCGUGAAUUGAAUUAUUGUCGUGGAAACUUCAAAACAUUGAAAACAUCGCAGAAAUCGACGGUUAAAUUAUCAUUUAAUUUAGCAUUGCCUUUAGCUGGUUAACCUGAGAUUGCAGUCUAUACGGACAAAAGAGUUGAUGCUGCAACAAGAUGACCGUCACGUACACAGCGGAAGUUGCCACGUGCAGAGGAUUCGGAUGCUUCCUCAAGCUCCUGCUAAGGUGAGUCAUUUGGAAACUCAAAUUAAUGGAAUUUUAAAAACUCUUUUCUUUUUCAAGAUGGCGCGGAAGCAUCUACAAACUUGUGUGGGUGGACUUGGUGACGUAUCUUUCAGCUUAUUACGCACUUAAUUUCCUUUAUCGAUUUUAUUUGGAUGAUGAGCAAAAGAAGUGAGUAAAAAUGGAGAAAGGCGUGCUUAACGUAACCUAAAAAAAUGUUGUUAACAUUUUGUUUGUUUUUCGUAGAAUAUUCGUGGGUCUAGUCCUUUAUGCUUCACUUUACACCAAAUACAUCCCAAUUUCCUUCGUUCUUGGCUUCUAUGUGACCAUUAUCGUGAAGAGAUGGUGGGAACAGUACACAACAAUUCCCAAACCGAAUUCAAUAUCAAUGUUUGUGAGUUCUUACAUCAUCGGACAGGUGAGUUAUGAAAUUCAAAAAGUAACCGUUGACAUUGUGAUCCCUUCAUCAGGUCCUUGAAAUACUACAAAUAAUGGAUUUUCUUACAGGACGAACGAGGACGAUUAAUGAGACGAACUAUAGUCCGAUACGUUUGCCUCUGCAUAACAAUGGUUCUAAUAAGAGUAGCCCCAAGAGUGAAGAAGCGCUUCCCAACGCUCCAACGGCUCGUGGAAGCUGGCCUCCUAACGGACAGUGAACGAACUAUAAUAGCCAAAAUGGAUGAACGUUUUCCGCGUCCUUCGAAGCAUUGGAUGCCAAUUGUUUGGGCAGCAAGUAUCGUGACGCGUGCCCGGAAAGAAGGUCUCAUACGGGAUGACUUUGCCGUCAAGACACUUAUUGAUCAGCUUAACAGCCUUCGUGACAGUGCGAGUAUUCUUCUCAAGUACGACACUAUCACCAUUCCUCUUGUCUACACACAAGUAGUCACCCUGGCCGUCUAUUCGUACUGCGCCGCAAAUAUUUUGGCAAGCCAAUGGUUUGAGAGUAGUGAUGAAGGGAAAGAUCAAGCCUUAGAUGUCUACUUCCCAUUUUUCUCAACGCUUCAAUUCUUCUUCUACAUGGGAUGGCUGAAAGUAGCUGAAGUCCUCAUUAAUCCCUUUGGGGAGGAUGAUGAAGACUUCGAAGUGAAUUGGAUGAUUGAUGAAAAUCUCAAAGGAUGCUACAUGAUUGUCGAUGAGAUGCAUCAUGAGCAUCCGGAGUUGAUGAAGGAUCAAUACUGGGAUGAAGUCUUCCCAAAUGAGCUUCCUGGUGCGGAAGAAUUUCACGAACAACACCCAGAAGCAUCAACAUCUAAGCUUGAGAUUCCAGAAGCUGAAGCACACCUAACCUCUAAAUUGCCACCAAAAAUCAUUGUGGAUGACAUGGUACGAGCCAACAACCAAAGACUUAAAAAAGAGUUUUUCUGUUGUUAACCUUCCUUUUUCAUUUGUUUUUGCCUAAAUAGAGUGAUGGGAAUGUCGAAAAUGGUCAAGAUCAACCAGGACAGAGUGCAGAGAACCUCGUUGAUACUGUCACAAUGGCAUUUGAGCGUUUCUUCAGGACAGAAGAUGAGCAAUCAAUGCAAUACUUGAAGGAAACUACCCAAGUAUCAACUGCUCCGAGUAGGGCCAGCUUGUCUGAAGGUGCAAAAGUCACGAUUACUGUUCCAGAUGGAAGUCUUGAGGAAGACAAUGAGACACCUGAAGAUGAUGAAUUUGAAAAACUUCGCUUAACUCGUGAAAAAGAACGCCAGGAGAGGAAUAAACUGUUGAUUUCCAACCCUACACAAGACGUUGCAACAACUUUAGAUAUGAGCGCUUUUCUUGAACAAAUUAUUGACAAAAAUAUGGAUAAAAUUGAACCAGAUUCAGAUUAAAAGCUUGAAUUUUCCUCUUUACUAUCCAUUUUUUUCUCUUUUGAUCCUCCGUGAUGCUUUUGCGGAGUUUUAAAUUCAAAUAUGGCGGAUUAACAGUUUUCAUGUCUUCACUGUCUUCAAUUUCCACUAAAAAAAACUAAGAGUGCUAAGAUUUAGGGGCUUUGGGGCCUUCUUUGUCGUUUUUCUUGUUUCUAUCAUACUUUUCCUUAUAUUUUCUGCAAUUUUUCUGCACAGAAAAUGCUUUUUGAGCCUUAAAAUCGUUUAGGGGAGAUCGGGGUAAAGUCAUUUUGGAAUUUUAAAAUGCCAAUUUCUCCAAACUUAUAAAUCGGAAAAAAAAUUAGAGUGAGAAGCCCAAUCAACCUACAAUAUUUGACUGUACAUAAUUUGAGGAUUAUCCGAUCAGUAUCUACUUUAGAAUGAAAAUAAAUUUUUGGCCCAUUCCCCAAACUUUUGUGUAUUGUGGAAAAUCUAUUCUCCGAAACUUUUCUUUUAGCAAUUUUCCAAUCCGAUAAUUUUUCUCACAAGCUGGGUUAGUAUAGAAAAUGUUGCCAAGAUGUAUUUUUCACAAACUUUUAAUGAUUUUUCUGAACAAAUUAUUAAAUCAAAAUACGCCUCUUGGGGUAAAUAUAGUCAACUAAUGUAAAUCAUAUGAAACAUCGAAAUUUUUGACAUAUUUACUAACCAUUUCUCUGUUUUAAUGGUUAUAAAAUUAAAAUUUCUUGUCGCGGUUUAUCUGGCGAAUAUUUUGUUUUCUUUUUGUGAAUUAUGCGAAUAUUUCUGAAGAUCUGAAUGCUUGACUUCACAUGAACAUCUUUUGCUAAAAAUUGAACAACUCAAAAUCGAAAAGUAAAACCAAAAACGUAUUUAAGACUUUUUGGUUUGAGUUUAGUCUUUUUUGAGACUUUAAUAUAUUUUUUUUAUGCAGUUUUGGAACUGAAAACCAAAAAUUUAUCGGCAUGAAUUGUUUUUUUUUUGUUACAUGAACUACUUUUUGGCUCUCUUGUUAGCUCUUAAAAACAGGACAAAACGUUAAAAAAAAUUAAAAUAUGAAAUUUAAUUAGAUGUGUCCUUAAAUUAAAACUCGCAAAAAAGGUAUUUUGUAGUACAAAUAAGUUAAUAAUUGAGUCAACAAAGAUAAAAGUUGAGUCAUGAAAAGAUAUUUGAGUCACAAAUAGUCUUUUCUGGCGUCACAAUUGGAUAGUCUUUAGCUAUUUAAUGAGAAUUUAAGGAUUUUUUUUUAAUUAAAUUUUUCUCUAUAAGAAAAAUUCAAAAAUCUCUCCAAAAUGUCUCUAAAAGUUCCCAUAAUUCCUAUACCAUCCCUCUUCUGUUUGAAUUUACUACUUUUCAGUUUAAUUUAAGUCAUUUAAUUGUUUUAGCUGUGUUUCUUUCAGACACAGCUUUUGUGUACCGAGCAAAAUCGAAAGUCGUCAGAUCGGGCUCAAACUUGGGAUGAGCACGAAUUAGGGUCCCCACAUUCCAAAAAACGUAUGCGCCAAAAAUAAGUUUUUUUCCGGCCGGCCGUCCGGCCGUCCGGCCGUCCGUAGUAUAACGCUAAAUUGCGAGAGAACGGUGAUAGAUAGAGACUUGCGGUAAACGGCAAAGUUUAAAUAUCGACUGGAAGACAUCCGAUUAUGAGGUCAAAUCCACCCCCCCUCCCCUCCGUCCGCCAUUUUGAAUAACCUCAAAAUUUUGUUUUCGCUAUAUCUCAGCCGCUAUUAUAGCUAGAGGGCUGAAAUUUUGAUAUGUUGUAGGGGCCAUCAAGAGCUUUCCAACGAUACCUCAUUUUCGAAAAUCGGUCAAGCCGUUUAGUCAAUAUGGCCGCCACAAUUUUUCAUCGAAAAUCGACCAUAACUCGAAAACGGAUUGACCGAUUUUGAUCAACCCGGGCUCAAAUGAAAGUUCUCAACAAACCCUACAACUCUCUAGAACAUACGAAGUUUCAAAAGUGACCGCUAGGGGGCCAAAAAUCAAAAACAAAAUUUUCGAUGAAUAUCUCGAAAACGCCAUUAUCGAUUUGCUUCAUUUUUUGAUAUGUUAUAGCUGACUAUAUUAUCUAGCUCCAUGCCAAAAAUGAAGAAAAUCUAUGUCGCCGUUCUCGAGAUAUAGCCUUCCAAAGUUGGCAUGUCAUAUCUCGGGUUCUACAAGUCCGAUUUUGAUCAACUCAAGUGCAAAUGAAAGGUUUCGUGAAGCCCUACAAAUGUCUAG